AUGAGAAAAAAAUCCAUCAUAAAGAAGGCAAGAUUUUUAUCACAAAUAGAAGAAAUUUCCUGCAUGUCAAAUCAAGGAAAUAAUACAAUAGAAAACAAUGCUACUUUAUCUAAUGAUACAAUUAAGCUCAAUACAGAAAUUCAAUCGUUUAUGGAUGAUACUCGUAAUGAACUUCAAUUUUAUCUUGAAGACAAUAAUAUUACGAAUGACACAGAAAAAUGUCAAAAGGCAUCCACAUACAUAAAUUGGAGAGGAAUGGACUAUGUUAAUUUGCUAUUAAGUGAAAAAGAAGAUUAUAAUAUCUCCUGUCUUGUUGAAAAAUGGAAUGAGAAACAAAAUUCUUUUCAAACAAAUAUAGUUCAAAAAACAAGUUCAACGUGUAAAACAACAACGUUUGAUUAUUGUUCUAUUUUGAAUAAAAAUAAUAACUGCACUGUCCCUUAUGAAAAUAAUGAUCUACCAGUAAGUACAUUAACAUACAAUCAACUCAGUGAUGAUUCAUAUAGUGAUAAUAAAACUCAAAUUAUUCAGCAAAGACGUCUUAAGUUUGACGAUGUUACUAAUGAUAUAUCUUAUUACUAUUACAGAAGGUAUGAAGAUGACAAAUCUCAACUUAAUUGUGGAAAGUGGAGUAUGUACAUAUAUAAGAGAGGAAUGCAAUUUGUUAACAUGUUCGCCAGUGAAUUUUAUGAUGAUCCAUUAUAUAUAAAUAAUUCUAUUCAAAUAUGGAAUGAUUAUAGUAAUACAAUGGAAAAAACUGUGUUAGAACAGACUGGUAAUAAAUGUAAUAUGACAACAUUAAUUUAUCAAAUUAAAGAACGAAGAAAUACAGCUGAUCCAUAUGAUUUAUCGUGGAUUCCUCCAGAAAGCAAUCAAAAUAAAUCUAAUGAAACUUCAUAUAAUACAACUGCAUUACCAGAUAACGUACAACCUACAACUGUAACUCCUAAUGAAUUACAUAAUGAUACUACUACAGAUUCAUUGGGUAACAAUACGACUAGUUUUAAUAAUGUAAAUGGUACCAGUCCCUCUGAAAAUACAUUAACAAGCGACACUUCAGUACCACCAGUUGCUGUAGAUCAAACUUCCCCAGAAACUGCAAUCACAAUUUCUCCAGAAAAUUUAACACAAUCCAAUUCUUUAACUCCAAAUAAAACAAUACAUCCUAAUAUUAAUACUAUAUCUGACACAACCUCAUCAUCACAUUCCCCUGAGGUUGAAACAUCUCCUGCAACUUCUUUACCUUCUGAAACUGUAACUUCUGUAAAUAAAAUUAUUUCUACAAAUGGCAAUUCAUCUGUUACAAAUGAUACUGCUACGGAUUCAAUGGAUAUCAAAACGACUAGUGUUAAUAACAUAAAUGGUACCAGUCCCUCUGAAAAUACAUUAACAAGCGACACUUCAGUACCAUCAGUUGCUGAAGAUCAAAUUGUCCCAGGAACUGCAUUCACAAUUUCUCCAGAAAACUCAACACAAUCCAAUUCUUUAACUACACAUAAUACAAUACAUCCUAAUACUAAUACUAUAUCUGACACAACCUCAUCAUCACAUUCGCCUGAGGUUGUAACAUCUCCUGCAACGGAAACAUUACCUUCAAAUUCUACUACAAGUAGUGGAACACCUUCAGUUACACCUUUACCUGGAGAAAUAUCUGCUACAACGGCCAAUGAUUAUUCUAAUACUACUAUGAAGUCAUUUACAAAUAAUACUGCAUCUUCUACUACUAUCACUCCACCUCUUACAACUGCAUCUUUAUCUUCCCCUGAGGAUAUGUCUCCUACAAAUAGAGCUAUACCUUCUAAUAAUAACACUGCAUCUCUAACAAGUAGUAGUGCACCUACAGUUACAUAUUUACCUGUUAACGAGUCUCCUCCAAAUAUAACUGCUUCUUCUACAAAUAUAACUGCAUCUUCUACUACUACGGUUGAGUCAUUGGCAAAUAAAAAUUUUACACUUUAUACAACACCAACUAAAUCCCCUGAAACUUCUUUAUCUUCUGAAACUGUAACUUUUGUAAAUAAAAAUAUAUCUACAAAUGGCAAUACAUCUGUUACAAAUGUUACUGCAUCUCCUUCAAAUGAUCCUAUUUCUCCUCCUGAGAUUGCACCUUCUCUUAGAACUAUGACUACGACGCCUACAGAUGGUUCUACACCUCCACUACCUUUAUCUACUCCUAAAAUCACCACUUUGCCAUCUACAAAUAAUUCUACAUCACCUACAAAUGAUAUGCCUAUUCAUCCUACUAAUGAUGUUACUCAUAAAACUGCAACUUUACCUUUAAUACAUAAUUCUUCACCUUUAUUGACAAAUACCACUGAAAAUUCUACUACUACCAUUGAACCAUUUACAAACAGAGUUGCAUCUCCUAAAACUGACAUUACAUCUCUUGCAAUUAACACUACAACUCUUAUGCCUGAUAUUAUAUCUCCAACUCCACUUUCGAAUCCUCUUGAUAAAACACCUAUUCCCACAACUCCAACUGCUUUUUUUCCUAC
Plasmodium gallinaceum is the source of this 2495-nucleotide messenger RNA. Its product is annotated as surface-associated interspersed protein (SURFIN). NCBI's taxonomy places the organism in Eukaryota, Apicomplexa, Aconoidasida, Haemosporida, Plasmodiidae. The record is from RefSeq and is a predicted model, not a curated record. The transcript has a single exon. The annotation marks the transcript as partial.